This is a messenger RNA of Sus scrofa (pig), 2405 nucleotides long. The record is from RefSeq and is a predicted model, not a curated record. Lineage: Eukaryota; Metazoa; Chordata; Mammalia; Artiodactyla; Suidae.
AUGUUCUCGGCUUUGAAGUCGCGAAGAUCUCGUAGCCGAUGUGGUGCCGGGCUAGCUGCCGGGGCUGGGCCGGGGCUGCGGGCGGGGGGGCCUCCGACCUCUCCCCCGCCGGCCCCUCGGCCGGGCCCAGGACGAUGGCCAGAGAGUGAGCCUCCCGCCGCUCCGGAAAACAGCCGCGCUAACAGGGCUGCGCGACAAGGGGGGAGCGUAAAUGGCUCCCCCCACCCCGUCCUGCCACCCCCCCGACCCCGCGCCCUGUGGCGCAGCCUCGCGGGGAGGGAGGGUGUGCGGGGCCCGCUCAGACCGAGGGCUGGCGCGCGUUACCUGCAGCUAUGGGCCACCCUCCGGGCACCGCUCAUUUUCCAGCCGUGGCACCCUCGCCUCCCUCGGCGCCCGGCGGCCCCGGCGGGGGGCGGGGACGCGGGAGGAGGCGGGCAGUUCACGCUGAUCUCGGGAACCCUCCUGCUGGACUCGGCCGGAGGAAUCCCCAAGAGUCCGCAGCGGGAAGUGGCAGAGGGGGUAGGGAUGGCCGGAGGUGUGCGUUUAGGUGGCGGGGCCGGGGACGCUGGGCGACACUUGGAAGGCACCGAUUCCCGACCUGUGAGUGUCGCUCCUCCCCACGCUCCACCCCGCCCCCACCUCCCACCUCCUGCUGGAACAAGUGGCUUCGCUGACUGGUUAAUGUGCCCUUGGAAGUGGCUUUUUAAAAAACUUAGUCAAGCACGAAAAAUUGUCAUCAGUCCCUCCUCCCAAACUCUUGUGGAACUCUCUUCCUUUGGCUCCAUCAUGUACUGUGGGCCUGCUGGAGAAGAAACCCAGUAAUUCCUAGUGUUACCUACCCAACGACCAGUUUAAGAAGAGGAUACGGAAAUUUACCAGGAAAGUGUGACUUCCUGCCUGACUUCUGCUUCUCUCAGAGCCCAGAAUACAACUGUAUUCAAUGUUUAGACUUUUUCCUCCACUGAAUGAAAGAAAUGCUGCUCUGAUUCAAGAUGGAGAUUCUGCUGCUCUAUUGUUAACUCUAUCACAUCUUGCUUCCUUAAAAGUCAUAUAAUUAUAAAGCAUUUCCAAAGAGGUCCUUCAACAAUGCCUCUUGAACAAAUGAUAUUUAACAUCUCUAUUAGUUACCUAUUGCUGCUUUACCCCUAAACUUAGCAGCGUAAAACAAUAGGCAUUAACUAUGUCAUAGUUUCUCUGGGUCAGGAAUCUAGGAACAGCCCAACUGGGUGCCUCUGACUCAAGCUCCCGCAUGAAGUUGUAGUCAAGGCCAAGGCUGCAGUCUCAUCUGAAGGCUUAACGGUGUGAAUCCACUGCCAAACUUACUCAUGUGGUUGUUGGCAGGAUUCAGUUCCUGGAGGGUUAUUGGACUGAGGGCCUUAGUUCCUCACUCUGUGGAGACCCACUCUGUUCCCAGCAGUAUGAACCUCUCCAUAAGGUAGCUCACAGCAUGCCAGAUGGCUUCCCUCAGAGCACCCUACUCAGAAAUCACAGUCUAUUCUUGGAAGUGACAUCCUGUCACCUCUGCUGUAUCCCAUUUGCUAGAUGUAAGUCGCUAAAAGCAAGCCCACACUCAAAGGAAGGGAUCACACAAAGAUAUGAAGACCAGCAGGUAGGGAUCAUGAGGGGUCAUCUUAGAGGGUAUGUACUACAACCUUUAUAAUGAACCAGGAAAAGGUUCCAUGAUUAAGAUAUUUGCAAUAAAGUGACAAAUUAAAAGAGAACCUUUAAAUAUAAGUGCUGUCUCUCACAUACAGAUAGCAAGCUCUUCACACACACACACACACACACACACAAGAGAUGUCAGCAAAACUCAAGCUUCUGAACAGGAAGGGCUAUCUUAGAGUGUACAUCUCAGAACUCAGUGGAAUAAAGAUGAGGAGCUACUUGAUCCAUCUUACACUGUCAUCACCUGCAUUGUCAACCUCGUUAACAUCAUCAUUGCCAUUUAAUUACUGCUCACUGAAUGCCAGUGUGCCAAGAACUUUUCACAUGUGAUAUGAUUGUGAUUUUUUUCAGAAGACAGAGAUAAUGGCAUUAAUAUUUUGAGAUACAUAACCCAACAUAUUUUCAUUUUCCGUAACCCUCAGUUCCCAGUUGUCCUGCAGCACCCUCCGUGCAUGCAUGACUCAGUGGCAGGCAUGUUUCUACUCUAUGGUGGUUCACCAAAAUUGCCUGCAAAUAUAUCUUUUUUUUCUUUCUCAAUCUUUCCCUCCCUUGCCCCCUACCCCUCCACAAUCUCUCUUCUGGAAGCUCCCAUUCUCAAGCAGAUGCAGUAGCAGGAAGCUAGAACAGAUAAAUUGGACAUUCCUUCAAAUGUGGUUAUGGUUGCCAAGGGGGAGGGGGAGGGAUUGGAAUGGACUAGGAGUCUGGGGUUAGGAGAUGCAAACUGUUCCUUUUAGAAUGGG